Exaiptasia diaphana is the source of this 1750-nucleotide messenger RNA. Its product is annotated as DET1 homolog. The transcript has 2 exons. NCBI's taxonomy places the organism in Eukaryota, Metazoa, Cnidaria, Anthozoa, Actiniaria, Aiptasiidae. Gene Ontology annotation, cellular component: nucleus; cullin-RING ubiquitin ligase complex. Bases 60 to 1706 code for a protein of 548 amino acids. Gene Ontology annotation, molecular function: ubiquitin-like ligase-substrate adaptor activity; ubiquitin protein ligase binding. Gene Ontology annotation, biological process: positive regulation of proteasomal ubiquitin-dependent protein catabolic process; protein ubiquitination. The record is from RefSeq and is a predicted model, not a curated record.
AUGGCGGACGAGUUUGACUGAAGUACUCAAAGAUAUUUUGAUUUGUUUUGYAGAAAAAAAUGAAUAAUUAUGACCAAGAAGAGAUGCACUUUAGACCAAGAAGAGUAACCAAUCAAAAUAUAGUAUGGAAAUUACGUCAAAGAGAAACUACUCUUGAAAGACCGGGUUGUCAUUGGCAUCGCGCAAGAAGUUUUACCCAAAACGUCUUUCCUAAUUUUACUAUUGUAAACGUWGAAAARCCUCCUUGUUUCUUGAGAAAAUUUUCUCCAGAUGGACGAUACUUUGUUGCGUUUUCACUGGAUCAAAGCUCAAUUGAAGUGUACGAGUUUCAGGGUGCAGGGGCCGCAGAGGAGUUGCUUUCAAAACUACCACGCGAUAACGCCACGUGUAGGCGACAACUGUUUAGUCARUUUUUCAAACAAACAGCUGUAGUAACUGUAGCAACUAAUGGAGAACACUUAAACAGAGAAUGUAGUUUAUUUACUGAUGACGGCCGGUAUGUGAUAGUUGGGUCAGCGUCAUACGUCCCGGAAGAUCCCCAUCCGUAUUUCUUUGACAUUUACAGAAACAAUGAGUCCGUGUCCCCAAACCCGAGAUCUCCCCUUGAGGAUUACACUAUWCACAUUGUAGACUUGUGCCAUGGUUGCYUGAGUGAUUCAAGAGUUUUUAAAUGUGAUAAGAUCUUUCUAAGUCACAACCAGGGGCUGUAUUUGUACCGGGACCUUCUAGCAAUACUGUCCGUCCAACAACAGACRGUACACAUCUUYCAGGUUACUAAAGAUGGCAAGUUUAUUGAYGUYAGAUCAAUUGGACGKUUCUGCCAGGAAGAUGAUGAACUUGUAUUACAGAACUCUUUAAGUGUUGAAAUGGAAAAUGGACAUCCACCAAGGCCAUACCGUGAAACAUGCAUCAAUGGCUUGAAACAUAGAUUAUUGGCACAUCUUUACAGGUGUGCAGAGAGGCAAGGCUCACCAGAGGCCUUGCGCAGGUUCUUUCAACACUUUGAACAGUUUCGUAUGCUACGAAUGUGGAAAAUGCAACUUUUAGACGAAACCACAAUCCUUAUAAAGUAUGCUAGUGAAGAUGUAGUAACACUUCGAGUAGCUGACCCAAACUCCCAACCAUCAUUCUUUGUUAUUUACAAYAUGGAGUCAACCCAAGUGUUAGCAGUGUUUGAAAACACUUCUGAGAAACUACUAGAAUUGUUUGAGCAAUUUUGUGACUCAUUCAGAAAUGCAAUAUUACAUUCUCCUGCACAGUUYACAUGUUCGGCUUCAAGCAACAUUUAUGCCCGUCAAAUCCAGCGCAGRUUCAAACACACWAUMAUMAAUGCAAAAUAUGGCGGUCACACAGAAGCAGUGAAACGUCUCUUAGCACAGUUGCCUAUYAGUUCCCAGUCCUACAGCAGCAGUCCUUAUUUAGACUUAUCAUUGUUUAGUUAUGAUGACAAGUGGGUGUCAGUCAUGGAGAGACCAAAAGCUUGUGGAGAUCAUCCAAUCAGGUUUUAUUCAAGGGAUUCUGGGCUUCUCAAGUUCAAGAUUCAUGCUGGAUUCCUAGGGAGACCUACACCACCCACAGCAAGGAGGCUUGUUGCAUUCACCUUUCAUCCUUACGAGCCCUUUGCUAUAUCAGUUCAAAGAACUAAUGCUGAAUAUGUAGUUAAUUUUCACAUCAGGCACUUGACAACUGGGCCAGAACAUAUGUAAAUCUUUUCAAAUUGCYCUCUUCAAAUAAAGCAUUGCUAUGGGUU